Messenger RNA from Penicillium chermesinum, 1389 nucleotides. It is a transcript of the gene acuM, whose product is annotated as gluconeogenesis transcription factor RDS2. NCBI's taxonomy places the organism in Eukaryota, Fungi, Ascomycota, Eurotiomycetes, Eurotiales, Aspergillaceae. The transcript has 6 exons. Gene Ontology annotation, molecular function: RNA polymerase II transcription regulatory region sequence-specific DNA binding. Gene Ontology annotation, cellular component: nucleus. The record is from RefSeq and is a predicted model, not a curated record. Bases 1 to 1389 code for a protein of 462 amino acids.
AUGACAGAAAAGGGCGCAAGCUCCGACAGACCUGCGUCUGCCAAGUCUAAGUCUGCGGACGCGGCCAAGGAUGUGCGCGCAAAGGACUCGCCCUCGUCUGCAGUCAAGUCCGAAACCACCGGCACGCAUUCUAGCCCAAAGAAGCGCCGCAAGCAUGCGUCUAUUGUCGCCGCUCGGGAGCCCACAAAGCGGCGUGGCGACCAGGAGAAUUCCGCUGCAGAUGAGGAGGGAUCGUCCAAUAAUGACCUAAUGCCUGUCUCCGGUCUCCAUCGCGGUGUCGAUGUACCCGAUGCUCCCCGUCAGCAACUUCUCUCCGAUGGUACGAUUGGAAUCGCGCCUUCGACGGUCCAGCCCGCCAGCAUUUCCACGCCGACCCAGGCCCUGGAUGGGCAGCAGAUGAUGCCAUACAAUGACUGGAUGAGUGGUGGACAAAAUCAAUUUCAGGACAUGCACUCCCUUCAUCCGUCCUACAUGUUCAAUGCACCCGAGGUGACCAACGAGUACAAUUUGCUAGGAGAUUUUCUCAGCAACAGUCUCCUCGAUGAUGGAGCUAUUUUUCCAAGUAAUGAGCUUCCGGGCACUUACUCCGACUCUACCCUGAUGAACUCAAUGAGUGGCUUGGGCAUGCCGAGCGGCCUGUCAGGCCCUUCGCAACUCGCACCCCCGUCACAUACCGCGCAAGGAGAGCCGAUUCAGCGACCAGUCUCUACCGUGGGGAAUGACAAGGCGCGCGAAACCUAUUACAUGACCGCCGCAGACCCGUCAGGAUCAGACCCGCCCGAGGAGCGCAUGAACAAACUGCUGAAGGCCAAGUAUGAUGCCGGACUGCUGAAGCCUUUCAAUUAUGUCAAAGGGUAUGCUCGACUCAAUCAAUACAUGGAAAAGAAUAUGCAGCAGAUAUCGCGGCAGAAGAUUCUUCGGCAGCUGGACAAAUUCCGGCCCAAGUUCCGCGAGAGAAUGCAGAGCCUCACGGAUAUCGAGCUGAUCCUCGUCGAGAUGUGGUUUGAGCGCAGUCUCAUGGAGUAUGACCGAGUCUUCGCCAGUAUGGCUAUUCCGGCUUGCUGUUGGCGGCGAACGGGCGAGAUCUUCCGUGGGAACAACGAGAUGGCGCAGCUGAUUGAUGUGCCGAUUGAAAGUCUUCGCGAUGGAAAACUUGCCAUCCAUGAGAUUAUUGUCGAAGACCAGCUGGUCAGCUAUUGGGAGAAAUUUGGCGCUAUCGCCUUUGACAAUACUCAGAAAGCUAUGCUGACCAGCUGCACGCUCAAGAAUCCUGAUGGGUCGGGCGAAGGCAUUCAAUGCUGCUUCUCGUUCACCAUUCGCCGUGAUAACCAUAACAUCCCAUCUUUGAUCAUUGGAAAUUUCCUUCCCACUCAACGGAUACAUAAGUAG